Molecule: messenger RNA, 1509 nt
Organism: Ilyonectria robusta
Lineage: Eukaryota; Fungi; Ascomycota; Sordariomycetes; Hypocreales; Nectriaceae
Product: cytochrome P450
Exons: 5
Coding region: 1-1509 (502 amino acids)
Molecular function (GO): iron ion binding; monooxygenase activity; heme binding
Source: RefSeq, a predicted model, not a curated record
AUGGCGCCAUCAUUCGGACUCUCAGUGGUCAUCUUGUUCGCCCUUGGGACCUUGACGCUUUUCAUUUCCAAGAUUCGGUACAAUCAUAAGUACAGAUAUCCAAACGUCGUUCCUGGAUGGCCACUCAUCGGGAACACGCUUGACUUGCCCUAUCCGGCUGGAAUGUUCACCCGCGAGCUGACCAAGAAGUAUGGGGAAAUGAAACUCGUCUAUUUGAAUUCAUCCCGCACCGUUACGGAUCUCCUCGAAAAACGCUCCGCCAUCUACUCGUCGCGGCCAUUCCGCCCCAUGCUCAGCGAGAUUAUGUCUGGAGGCUUCCGCAUCGUCUUAAUGGGAUAUACAGCUCAAUGGCGCAACCAACGGAAAAUAAUGCAUUCAAUCUUAAAUGGACGACAAGCAGAUACAAAGUUUGUUCCGUUCCAGAACCUGGAGGCAAAGCAACUUGUAUACGAGAUUCUUAAAGAGCCUGAGAAUUUCCACAAAGCCAGCCAGCGUUUCUCGAAUUCGGUUAUUUUAAGUGUUAUUUUCGGCCGGAGAGCACGAAAUAAUGACGAGCUUCUAGAUUUCAUUCUAGGAUACACAAGCGUGCUUGGAGAUUAUCAGUUCAAUCCUCUCAGAAGCCCAGCUGAUGUGUUCCCAUGGCUUUCUAAGUUGCCAAAGCCUCUGCAGUGGUGGAGGCCAUUUGGAGAAGCCUUCUUCCGCAAACAUGUAGAAAUGUUCCAAAAGGAGUACGAGUUGCUCCUCGAUAGGAUGGCUAAAGGCACGGCAAAACCCUGCUUUGCAGUCGAUGUGCUCCAGGGAGCGGCAAAGAAAGAAUUUGAAGUCGACGAGACCGAGAAGAUAUACAUAUGGACAACACUGAUUGAAGCCGGCAGCGAUACGUCUCGCGUUGCUAUUCUCCAGAUGAUUGCCGGGGCAGCUUGCUAUCCCGAAUGGGCGACGAAAGCCAGAGCUCUCCUCGAUGAGGUAUGCGGUGCUAACGCUGAGCGUCUACCUACUCUCGCAGACAGGUCGAGAUUGCCAUAUAUUACUGCUGUGAUGAAGGAAACACUUCGCUGGAGACCGUUCUUGCAAUCUGGAGUGCCACACGUUCUUACGCAGGAUGAUGAGUACGAGGGCUAUAGAUUCCCCGCCGGUACCGAAUUCAGCUGGAAUGCUUACUCUAUUGCCCUGGAUGAGAAAGAAUAUGACAAUCCGAUCAAGUUUUGCCCUGAGAGAUUUAUGAAUGGGAAUCUGGAAAAGUUUGCUCACGGCCAUUGGAGUUUUGGGGCUGGUCGACGAGUAUGCCCUGGACUAAAUGUCGGUGCAUUCAACGUGUGGAUCGCAGCUGCUUGCAUACUUUACUGUUUUGAUAUUGCAGAGGAUCCAAAUUCUCCCAUCGAUACAUUCAAUACUCUCUGGGAAGAUCCCACAAAGGCACCCUUCAGAGUGAAGAUAACUCCCCGUAGCAAGGCACAUAUUCAAUUGAUAGAGAAGGAGGGAGCAAUUGCUCUUGCGACUGAAUAUUGA